Fundulus heteroclitus (mummichog) is the source of this 978-nucleotide messenger RNA. RefSeq names its product caveolin-2-like. Gene Ontology annotation, molecular function: molecular adaptor activity. The transcript has 3 exons. The coding region runs from base 127 to 693 and encodes 188 amino acids. The record is from RefSeq and is a predicted model, not a curated record. Lineage: Eukaryota; Metazoa; Chordata; Actinopteri; Cyprinodontiformes; Fundulidae. Gene Ontology annotation, cellular component: caveola. Gene Ontology annotation, biological process: caveola assembly.
CCCAAUAUAACCUCAGCACCCAGCCAGCUGGAAGGGCCCGGUCAGCGGCCUUCUGUCUGGGCUGCUGGGGUGGGGACAGGCCGACCCUCUCUGCUCCCUUUUAUUUUGUGUUUACAAGUCGAUUAAAUGGACACAGUGAAGAAAGGUGACGAUCCGGGGGAAGUGGAGAUUUAUCUGGGGGACUCCAGUGACCCUGAAGAGUCUGAAGAUGAGGAGGAACCGCAGACGUUAUGGAGAGCCCAGCCUUCUGUGGACGAGGAGGAAGACAUUCAUACGUCCACACUAGUGGAAAUCAGUGAUACUAAACCUCUGAUUAAUUCAAGGGACCCCCGAGGUAUCAAUGCCUGCCUCAAGGUGGAAUUUGAGGACGUGAUAGCUGAGCCGCCAUCGGUGCGCAGCGGGGACAGAGUAUGGAUCUGGAGCAACGCCCUCUUUGAAGUGUCCAGGGUCUGGAUAUAUAGGAUAGUCACGGUGCUUCUGGCCAUUCCCAUGUCAGUUAUCUCUGGUCUUCUUUUUGCCGUCCUGAACUGCUUCCACAUUUGGACGGUUCGUCCCUGUAUCCAUUGUGUCCUCAUCGGGACUCGCUGGCUACAGAGUUUCUGGAGCAUCGUGCUGCAUGUCACUGUGGUCCCAUUGAUGACAAGUGCAGGAAAAGGUUGUGGAGGUUUAGGUAUACAUCUGUCCAAAGAAUGACACGAGAGGCACAUUCAGACUUGGACGCGUCGAUGAUGUGGACAAACAACAUUCUGUUCAUGUGGACUGAAACAAACAGAGGCAACAGAGAUUUUUUGAUUCUUUAAUGUAAAAAUUAUAUAGAAGAUGUCGAGCAAAGGCAUUCAUACCACUUAAACUUUUUUUCUAAUUUUGUAAUUUGACAUCAAACUUAAUAGUGGUUUUGAGUUUUAGAGCAAUGUUUCACGUAAUUACAAAAAUAGGAUGCACAGGUUUCAUUGUUUUGUAAUAAAUCUCUGAAAAAGU